This is a messenger RNA of Sinocyclocheilus grahami, 5011 nucleotides long. Its product is annotated as roquin-2-like. The record is from RefSeq and is a predicted model, not a curated record. Bases 613 to 3768 code for a protein of 1051 amino acids. NCBI's taxonomy places the organism in Eukaryota, Metazoa, Chordata, Actinopteri, Cypriniformes, Cyprinidae. The transcript is spliced from 19 exons. Gene Ontology annotation, cellular component: cytoplasmic stress granule. Gene Ontology annotation, biological process: ubiquitin-dependent protein catabolic process; protein polyubiquitination; nuclear-transcribed mRNA catabolic process, deadenylation-dependent decay. Gene Ontology annotation, molecular function: RNA stem-loop binding; double-stranded RNA binding; ubiquitin protein ligase activity.
UUACUUUGACAUGCAAAUACAGAAUAUUUGUUUUCUGUUUUUAUUUUUAUAAUUGCUUUUUGUUGGAAUAUAUUCAUGCCUCACUUCCCUGUUUCUGUAUGUUUCUACAAGUUUUGUAAAAAAAAAAAAAAAAAACUUGAUAUGUAAUUAUUUUGUGAAGCAACUUUUAAAAACGCUAUGUUUGUAGUAAUGCAUUUGUAAUUAAGUAUAAAUGUGACAUCUAUAACACGCACACGCACACGCACACGCCCGCACUGUACUGUAUGCAUGUAAAGUGCAUUGAUGAUGAACGCUCGCGUGAUUCGCGUGGAAGAGUGGGCGUGUAAAAAUAUCAGAAUUCCCUCGCGCAUCGUGAUGCUCCCCGUGACCAUGAGUCACUGAAUCACGCCACGAAACCCACCACCGCAACUAUCCUCGAACGCGUUUUGUCUCACGCGUGAACCCAGCGACAUUAAAUUCAGCAGCAGCGUGGAAAUAUGACUCGCGCGAGCGGAAUCGAGCUACGCUGGGGAUGUUUCACGCGCGCGGUCACUUACAUGGUGUGUUUAAGGUGCCGGGGCGAGGCAUCAUGCGAUUUACCUGAGCGUGAUUGUUCCACCUGGAGGUUACAGGAUGCCGGUGCAGGCAGCUCAAUGGACUGAGUUUCUAUCCUGCCCCAUCUGCUAUAAUGAGUUUGACGCCUGCAGCCACAAGCCCAUCAGCCUGGGCUGCUCGCACACCGUCUGCAAGACCUGCCUGCACAAACUGCAUCGCAAGGCCUGUCCUUUUGACCAGACGGCCAUUAGCACUGACAUUGAUGUGCUGCCUGUCAACUGUGCCCUCCUGCAGCUGGUGGGGGCGCCGGUUCCAGAGGGAGAGAUUGUGAGUGUGGGCAGUGUUGAAGACACGAGACAUUAUGAAGUGUGCAGGAUCUGUGUGGAGGAGCUGGCGCUGUAUCUCAGACCAAUCAGUGGAGGAAAAGGUGUAGUGACCCUCAGUCAGAGCACGCUCAGUAGACCCAUGCAGAGGAAGCUGGUGACCCUGGUGAACUGCCAGCUGGUUGAGGAGGAGGGGCGAAUGCGUGCAGUCCGGGCAUGCAGAUCUCUGGGUGAGCGCACCGUCACUGAACUGAUCCUGCAGCACCAGAACCCACAGCAGCUCUCCGCUAACCUAUGGGCCGCUGUGCGGGCACGCGGCUGCCAGUUUCUAGGACCUGCCAUGCAGGAAGACGCUCUGAAGCUGGUGCUGCUGGCUCUGGAGGACGGCUCUGCUCUCUCGCGGAAGGUUCUGGUGCUGUUUGUGGUGCAGAAACUGGAAGCACGGUUCCCUCAGGCGUCUAAGACCAGCAUUGGUCAUGUAGUGCAGCUGCUGUACCGUGCCUCCUGCUUUAAGGUGACCAAACGUGACGAAGAUUCCUCACUCAUGCAGCUCAAAGAGGAGUUUCGCACGUAUGAAGCCCUGCGCCGUGAACACGACGCUCAGAUCAUUCACAUCGCCAUGGAAGCAGGACUGCGUAUCUCACCGGAGCAGUGGUCGUCUCUGCUGUACGGGGAUCUCAUGCACAAAUCUCACAUGCAGUCAAUCAUAGACAAGCUUCAAUCCCCAGAAUCCUUUGCAAAGAGCGUGCAGGAGCUCACCAUAAUCCUGCAGAGAACAGGAGACCCAGCCAACCUCAACAGCCUCAGAGCUCCUCUCGAGCGGCUAGCCGGCAUCGACCACAACCCUGAUGCGGCCUCUCCAUCCUGGACAGAGCUGGAGAGUGUGUUAUUGGCUGUGAAGGUUGUUGUCCACGGACUGGUGGAAUUCAUCCAAAACUUCUGCAAAAAGAGCAAUGAAAGCCCCCAGGCUCAACCCAACUGCAAGUACAAGACGAGUAUGUGCAGGGACUUACGGCAGCAGGGCGGCUGCCCAAGAGGGGCCAGUUGCACUUUUGCCCACACGCAGGAGGAGCUCGAGAAGCACAGAAUGAGGAAUAGGAAACCCAGCGGGGCGGUGAGGCUCUUCCCGUCAGUUCCAGCGGUUAUGCCCAAAACCGGCACCAAAGGAGCAGUCCCAGGGUCAGAGGUGAAGAACCACGAGAAAGGCGUCCCAGAGGAUGCGUCUCCUACUCAGCUCAUCCCAAGAGGAGGAGACCACCAGGAGGACAAAACUCUCCCCAAUAGUGCUAACGGACUGCCUGCUGCCAGCCUAGAACAAAUUCCCAUCAGUCGGAGCCAGUCCUCUGCGAUAGCUUCGGGAUUGUGUACAGAGGACGACUGUGGUCUCCUCAAACAUGGGCCUGUCCUCACGAGAGCUCAUCCUAAGAUUUACUACUCUCAGGACCAGAGACCAUAUGACCUGUCACCCUACCACCAACCUGCCUUUCCUCCUCACAAGUCAUGCAACGCUCGUUUCCAUCGUUCCAGCAACGUGCCCGAAUCCUUGUUACCCCCUUCCGUGGGCCCUCUAUACCCAGAUCAGCACCCCUCUAUUCCUCCUGCAGACAGAUUAGGCCCCGCUCCGUAUGGGCAACCCUCGACCUACACCUCUAUGUCCCACGCACAUGGCAUGUACACCCCAGUCUAUGACAGCAGGCGCAUGUGGAGGCCGCCGCUGUAUCCCAGGGAUGGCGGGAGGAGUAACUCUCUCCCUCCGGAGGUUUUUCAUUCCACCGUCUACCAGCCUCCCCUCCGGGAGCGCUUCAACUCGCUGGACAGCCCCUACUGCAGCACAGCGGAGCAGAGAGCGGCAAUGCACAGGGACGCGUACAACCGUGUUCCUCUUGGCUAUGAGGAACUCUAUCGCCACAAACAGGAACAGUGGGUACAUCCCCACAGCAACAUGAACAGGCCCUCCCAGUCCUCCCCAGUCUUCACUGUGGAUGUGUGUCCAGAGGUACGGCCCACCGAUAUGGUGUUUUUAGAGCAUCCUGAGGGUGUAGGUGGUGGGCGUAUGACUUGUAAGUGUCAUGGUGGAGAAGAGAGCUUUACCCACUAUUCGCCCUGGUCGUGCAGCACCAUCAGCCCAUUUGAGUCAGAGCCCCACCAUUUGUCAACCCACUCCUGUUCCAAACAGCUAGACGGGGAGAGUGGCGGCAAACGGUGGCUGCACAUGUUCGAGCCCUAUAGGCGACUGAAAGAAGAAGAUCCCAUCAUUCCUUUUGGAGAGGGGCCCAUCAUCUCUAAAUGGGGAGCCAUCUCCCGCGCUUCCCGCACUGGCUUUCACACCACUGCCCCGGUCCAAGCCACUGCAUCGCAGAGGUGCUCCGGCACCACUUCAGUCAACUUCAGAGACUAUAGCUGUCAUAUUGGUCACAGUGACCUCAGAUGGGGCCCACGUGGUUCUGACUCUUCUAGUCACUCCAGCUUUCUAGAAAGCGAUCAGCUGUCCAUGUCAGGGCUGCAUGUAAGGCAUAAUUCCUUCAGCAGCGGGUCAAAGCAGGGCACAGAUCUGCUGGGGAAGGAUGGGAUGGAGAGUGAGCCUGACAGAGACAUUGAGCUGGAGCUGUCUGCUCUGGACAUGGAGGACACAGAAACACAGGACUGCAACUCUGAGGACUCUAUGGAAACGCAAAGCCGCUUCCAGAACAACCACCUCUCUACAGUCUUCUGUGAUCCAGCAAGUUCUCAGUUGGAAAACAACCUGCCUGACAGAAUGGAAGCCCAUCUUAUGAAGAAGAUGGCAUUCAGAAAGGCCCUCUCUCCUGGAGACCUCAGUAUGGGGAAGAUGCAGAUGAGGACAUGCUUGCCCAGGCCUGGAGACCCUCCGCGACCCAGUCCAGGACCUGAGAUGCUGCUAAACGGGAACUAAGGGGGGCUGAAAACACCAGUCCUCCUCAUGUUCUAAUUCCAUGUGGUCAUGCCAAGAAUCCACCAUCCUCCUUAGGUAGAAGGUUGAGUUGCCCUUAUAGGAGUCAAUCGAGGCAGCGAGACGCAGCCGAAAGCCUUCUGUAUUCAUGUGUUCUCUUCAUAAGAGCUAGCUAUGCCCUGUAAUUGUAAUCACUCAUCAUCUGUUCAGAGUCAGUUUGUUUUUCUUAAUCACUGCUUGUGGAUGAAUGUUCACGUUGAGUCACAACUCCACCUCAGGUAGCUCUCGACGUCAGUCAAUCAGAACUCUCUCCAAGCCAGGAAACCAAUUACCCAUGUCCCGUAACUCUGUACAGAAGUGACGGUUCUCACUAGCUUUUAGCACACUGAGGAAACCAUAAUCUACUGUAUGAUCAUUAUAUAGCAGACUCUUCCAAUAUAUAUUAAGAAUAACCAAGGUGCUUGGAAUCUAUAGUACAUGCAUUUUUAUUAUUAGUAUUGCAGUGUUAGCCACUGAAAUGUCAUGUGCAUUAAUUGUUUGUUGGGCAUCAUUGUUUGAAAAAAACAUUCAUUGAUCAUUGUUUAAAUGUAUGUGUGUGCAUUGUGGUAUAUGUCUGGUAUCUCUAAGAGACAUUUCACAGGCAAUCAAUCAAUAUUUUGUAGAAAUAUUCAAAAGAAACAGUUCACCCAGAAAUUAAAAGUCUGUCAUUCUGAUCACAGCUUAAUCACUGAAAAUCCCUCCAUUGGCAGUGUUGUAGUCGAGAUCAGCUUGUUCGAGUCCAAGUCCAGGCCACCCCUGAAUAAUUACGCCGAGUCAAGACCAAGACCAGAAGAGGGUUGAGUCUGACUCAGAGUCGUAAAAGACACCAGAAGAGGGCAGAGUCCAAGUUAAGACAGCGACCAGAAGAUGGGCAAGUCUGAGUCAAGACAGAGACCAGAAGAAGGCUGAAUCCUAGUCAAGACAAGAGACCAGAAGAGUGUUGAUUCCAAGUCAAGACUAAAAUCAGAAGAUAGUCACAUCUGGGUCAAGACAGAGACCAGAAGAGGGUCAAAUCAGAGUCAAGACAGAGACCAGAAGAGGGCGGAGUCAGACUAAUGACAGAGACCAGAAGAGGGUCAAAUCAGAGUCAAGACAGAGACCUGAAGAGGGCAAAGUCAGACUAAAGACAGAGACCAGAAGUGGGCGGAGUCCGACUCAAGACAGAGACCAGAAGAGGGCCGAGUCCGACUCAAGACAGAGACCAGAA